Messenger RNA from Paramecium pentaurelia, 514 nucleotides. The record is from the annotation of a GenBank genome assembly. NCBI's taxonomy places the organism in Eukaryota, Ciliophora, Oligohymenophorea, Peniculida, Parameciidae.
AUGUCAGAUAAAUCAGAAUAUAAUAAUUAAUUGGUGCAAUAUGGUUUUUAAGGCAAGCAAUUUCCUGUGUCAAUUAAAGCAAAAUAACUAUCAAAUUAUCCACUUAUUAUGGCAUCACUAUUAGUAAUCACAAAUUAAGUUAUAAGAGUAAAAAUAAUUUCCACGAAAGAUACAAUUGGAGUCCCCUUUAAAUAGGAAGAUAUCAAAUCAUUCAUUCAAGAAAUCAUUGAGUAUAAAAAGGAUCUCAACUCCUAAAAGAAGAAACCCAACUAAUGAAGAAGCAUUAUUCAUAACUUUAAAACCUCUAACAAUUAAUCAACCAUCUGAUUUAAGAGCAUAGACAGCUCAUUAUUUUAGAACAGAAUAAGAGAGUCUAAAAGACACUGGAAAAUUAUGGUCUUGCUAAUCAAAGAGGGCAUCACAUUUUUUUCGUUCAAGAAAUAGAUCUGCUCACUAUAAUUAAAAUUAACAACAAUUCAAAAUAACAAGAAAUGGUAGAGUAGAAUUUUUAUGA